Messenger RNA from Galendromus occidentalis (western predatory mite), 3839 nucleotides. RefSeq names its product ubiquitin carboxyl-terminal hydrolase 2. Bases 312 to 2981 code for a protein of 889 amino acids. Lineage: Eukaryota; Metazoa; Arthropoda; Arachnida; Mesostigmata; Phytoseiidae. Gene Ontology annotation, molecular function: cysteine-type deubiquitinase activity. The transcript is spliced from 12 exons. The record is from RefSeq and is a predicted model, not a curated record. Gene Ontology annotation, biological process: protein deubiquitination.
GUGUCGACGGUGUGUGUGGUGUGCUGCUGUAGCCCCAUAGGGAGUGAGUGAAGAGAACGAACCAUUCGCUGGUGCCCGUCGUCAUCAGAAGCAAAGUUUGUGCGUAUUCUACAAUCGUGUCGGAAAUAGCUGGUGAACGUUAUGUCGUAAUCUAUUUCUGCUGAAGACAACGGAUAAAACCAUAAUUGUGAUGUCGUUGUCGCUGGCGCCGAUGUCGUUGAUUCGUUGCAAAGAUACCCGUCCCCAUCGAAGGUGGAUCUAUUGCUGCUAGGGAAUAUCCUUGUUGACGACGAGACCAGCACUGUGUCCACAUGUCGGCAAGCACAGCGUCAACGCCUUCGAAUGGCGGAUUAGGCGGAGGAGAUGGAAUCGGCACCUCGAUCCACAGGAGAUCCGCAAGUGAGAGGGAUCUCGUCGACGAAGACAGAUCGGGACGUCGGCAGAACUCCCCACGGGACAGAGGCAUAUUCACCUUACCCAGAUUUCCCCGGAUAAAAAGCAGCAACGGACGAUCCGUCAAAUAUACGUCGUUGGAGAACAGCACGUCGCCCGUUCAUCAGUCGCCGAAUUCCGCCCGAGCUUCUAGGAGCACGGAGAGGAAAUCCUUCCUCAGCUCAAUCGUCAGAUCCUUUUCUGUCAAGCGAACAGCAAAGAAGAACAUCAGUCUGAGUCACACCGAUCUCAGCCGGGCUCGCAACGAUGAAGCCUGCGACUACGAUAAGCCCAUCGAUGAAAACCCACCAGUGGGACUCAUCGGAAUGAAGAACCACGGAAACACGUGCUAUCUCAACUCAAUUGUGCAGUGCCUUUCAAACACAGACACGUUCGCCGAGUACUUUGUCUUGAACCGUUAUCAAGUGGAUUUGCUUUACUCGAAAAAAUCGAAUCGCAAAAAGUACGGGACCAAGGGAGAGGUCACCGAGCAGCUAGCUCUUCUUAUCAAAAGUCUAUGGAGCAGUACAAUGUAUCCUGAUAUCAGUGCAAAAUUUAAAACACUCGUCGGCAAGUACGGACCGCAGUACCAAGGAUCAGAACAGCACGACGCUCAGGAAUUUCUGAUUUGGCUCUUGGACAAAGUGCACGAAGACCUGAACAGAGCCAACAAGACGAAGUAUAAGAAGCUCGAUAGCAAAGGUACCUUCGGCAAACCGGACGAAUUCCUGGCGAAACGAGCUCUCGAAAGCCAUGUGCGAUGCAAUGUGUCGUUCGUCCAGAGACUAUUCCAAGGACAAUUCAAAUUGACCUUAACCUGUCCACUCUGUCGGAAGGAAUGCAAAACGUUCGACCCAUACGUUUGCCUCAGCUUGCCGAUUCCGCAGAAGCUCAAGAAACUCGUGCCGGUUCAUCUAGUCGGAUUGACGGGAGAGAACCGUCAGAUCGAGUUUGCGGUCGAGUUAUUCGACGAUUCCACGAUACGAGACCUUCGAGAAAAAGUUUCUGAAAAGUGUAGGAUACCGCCGAAGCACUUGCUGUUCCUACAAAUGCUCCCGGAUACCGAAGGAGGAUUCGGGAGCGUUUACGCCGAUACCGACUCCAUAAAUUCGCUCUUGGAAGACCUCAAGACGAGAGGCAACUCGAAGUUUGUCACAUGCCUGGAAACACCGAAACCAAAGAAGACCAACGAGCACGGCGAACAUAUCAUGAUCAUUUGGCACAACCGAACUCCAGUCGAGGGUCUCUUCGGAGAACCGUACGUUAUCCAAGUUCGUCGAGAUAUCGGUUUCAAAGAUUUGAGAUUGUUGAUGCUCGAUACGAUGUCGGAUCUUUUCUGCGAGGAGGCCAACGAGGUCGACGGCUUCAAUGAAAGGCCUAUUGUACCUGAAUUCCCGUCUCAAAGUUUCUCCAUCCUCUGCGCGGAUAUGUUGCCCGAGAGGAAUGAGAUUCGCGCGAGCGAUGAUCUACCUCUCUAUACGGAUCCCGUAGAGCAUAUAACGGCUGUGAGCAAAGUACAGUAUCCGUCGAUCGCGAAGCACCUCCGCCUUCUCGUCGAGUGGCGGGACGAGUUGAUCGUCUCCAAGGUGCUCGAACCCCCGGGUCCCCUCCGUGACGAGAGCCUUGGAGGUCUCGAUGAGCUUGACGGUGAAACAACCGUGCCCGUGGACCUCAACGAUUGCCUCAACGCCUAUUUCAGCGAGGAAUUGCUGGAGGCCGAAGAGGCCUGGCUCUGUCCGACAUGCGAGCGCCGGCAACAGGUCCUGUCCAAGCUGGACUUAUGGACAAGCCCAGAUAUUUUGGUUAUCCAUCUGAAGCGCUUCAAGCAAGUGAAUCAGGAGAGAUCGAAAAUUUACUUCCUGGUCGACUUUCCAACGUCAGGCCUCGAUCUAUCUCGAUUCACGGCUCAGCGUGGUGAAAGUCCUGAUCUCUCAAGAGAACGCGAGAAGGACACCGUGUCAACGUGGUCGCCGUGGAAUAAUUCGUCACAGAGGUCUCCGUUGAGAAACGUCGAUCCUCGAAAUCCGAACAACCUCGUAUACGAUCUCUAUGCCGUCUGCAAUCACCACGGUACAAUGCAAGGCGGUCACUACACUGCUUUUUGCAAGAAUCCCGUGAACGGUUUGUGGUACCACUAUGAUGAUGCCUCCGUGACCACAGUAACGGACGAAAGUUAUUUGAUCACCAAAGAUGCUUACAUACUUUUCUACCAACGAAACACCCUCAACGUUUCUCAAUCCUGUUCCUCGUCCAGUUCUGGAUACAGCUCGAGCUCAAAUGAGGUUUCCAGACAUUGGUCCAUCCACAAAGAGCCUUUCCUCUACUCUAAUUCACCCAGUCGCAGCUUCGAUAAUUUGUACAGCGAAGACCGUCAAGCUCACACGCCCCAGCCUCGCCGGCGGUUGCGGAAUACCAAGAGAUUCGCAACGAUCACCAGCGCCGAUCGAAAAAGGGUCAAUGAACAAAGCGAGCGACAGAAGGACCUGUUCUCCGACCUUGACAAGCACGUGCUCGGACCCGCGACCUACUGUACGGUGACGUCCGUUUGAGGGAAUGAGGAGGCGUUCGACCUUUAGGAAAAUCGACUGUAUAUAACUCAACACGGAAGUGAAGUGUACACAAUCCUUUUCCUGGAGAUUCUUCCAGGAUUCGGGAACGAACAUCCGGAAGCAUAUGAUACGAAAAUGAUGUAUCACGUAAAAAUGACUAUUCUACGACUAUGAGCUCGAUGCUCGAGUACUGUUACCGUUGUUAUGCGAGAACAGCCUUCGCGUGAGAAUCGAGAGACCGGUUUUCGGACUAAUGUAAAUCGUUUUUCUCCGCGAUUGCUGCUCAGUCAGUUUGUAUUAGAGGAGAAGCGUUAAUAUACCCCGUAUUCGAUGUACCUUUAUUUCACAAUGGCGGCGACCGUGCUCCCAUCGUUGUUAAGUAUACUCAAGUUGUUAGUUCACUUGUUCGAGGGUGGAUCUUAUUCGAACCGAUGAUGAUUACAGCGUUGCGGAAGCUGCCGAAGCGACUGGUGUUCUCUUCGCGAAGAAUUCAUCGGCCUGUGAAUAUCGGUCGGGAUCGACGUGUACAAGUACCAAAUGGAUUAAAAAAAAAGAAGCGUGAUCUGCACUGUGAAUAAGUCUGUGAUAGGGCAAGGUUUUGUCCUCAGGGAUUGAGGUGAUGGCAGAUACCUUCGUGGAUCCGCGAUCUUAUAAUUGCGUUUGCUUCUAGAAAAUGUCCCUACAGCGCGGCGCCGCGGACUUGCGGUGAUCGAAUUCUGUAUCUUCCUCUUAUCUGUUUUAGAUGCAGAUUCUAUGUGGGUGCUAGAGAAGUGUUCCGAUGUUGUCGGUUCAAGAAACGGAAUCGGAUGUUCCUCGAAAACUAAAUAAAACCUCAAAUCAACAUCUUGAGAAAUAGAG